CGCCCGGCUCGGCGCGUCGAGGGCGCCGGGAACCACUCUCUGCGGCGCUCCCUGCCCUCCCCGGCCCGGCCGAGGGCGGCGCUGCGGCCCGGGGGCCCGGGUGCGGGUGGACGCGGGUGGGCCCCGCGGUCACGUGAACCAGGCCGGCUGCCGGCGGGGGGCGGGAGUCUGGGCACGCAGGGGAGCGCCCGACGGCCGCCGCCGCCCCGCACUGCGCCCCCGAUGUCUCUGCAGUGAUCGCGCCCGCGCCUUGGUCUGCAGCCGCAGCCCCUGCAGCGCAGGAUGGCUGGAGCUCCGCCCAGUUACUGUUUCGUGGCCUUCCCUCCACGGGCAAAGGAUGGGCUGGUGGUAUUUGGAAAAAACUCAGCUCGGCCCCGGGAUGAAGUGCAGGAGGUUGUAUAUUUCCCAGCUGCUGAUCAUGACUCUGAUAGCAAAGUGGAGUGCACUUACAUUUCAAUUGACCAAGUUCCCAGGACGCAUGCCAUUGUGAUCAGCAGACCUGCCUGGCUUUGGGGAGCAGAAAUGGGCGCCAACGAACACGGAGUGUGCAUCGCCAAUGGGGCUAUCUGCACCAAGGAGCCAGCAGCGGAGACAGAAGCCUUGUUGGGGAUGGAUCUGGUCAGGCUUGGUUUGGAGAGAGGGACGACGGCUAAGGAAGCCUUAGAUGUCAUCGUUGGCCUGUUGGAAGAUCACGGACAAGGUGGGAGUUACUAUGAAGAUGCCAGCGGCGGCUGUGGUUUCCAGAGCUCAUACCUGAUCGUGGAUCGUGAGGAAGCCUGGGUGCUCGAGACCCUGGGGAAGUACUGGGCAGCCGAGAAAAUCACAGAGGGAGUGAGGUGUGUUUGCAAUCAGCUCUCACUCACCACCAAGAUUGAUGCAGAACACCCUGAACUCAGAAAUUACGCUCAGAGUCAAGGCUGGUGGAUGGGCGAAGAUGAGUUCAAUUUUUCUGAAGUUUUUUCUCCAACCAAUGAACAACUAGACUGCUGUGCUGGCAAAGAGAGCUUAGAAAAGCAAGAAGAAAGCAUCACAGUGCAGACUAUGAUUGAUAUCUUACGGGACAAAGCCGGUGGUGUCUGCAUCGACACUGAGACUUUCCUCACCACAGCCAGCGCCGUCUCUGUGCUGCCUCAGAACAGAAGCUCACCGUGCAUUCACUACUUCACUGGGACCCCAGAUCCUGCCAGGUCCAUAUUCAAGCCUUUCAUCUUUGUUGAUGACGUGAAACCCGUCCCCAAAACUCAGUCUCCCUAUCUGGGGGAUGACGACCCUGCCAAAAAGGUGCCUCGGUUCCAGGAGAAGCCGGACCGCCGGCAUGAGCUCUACAAGGCCCAUGAGUGGGCACGCACUCUCAUCGCGAGUGACCAGGAGCAAGGCCACAAGCUGAGGACGACUAUGUUGGAACUAGAGAAGCAAGGCCUGGAGGCCAUGGAGGAAAUCCUGAGCAGCUCCACCCCCCUGGACCCGGCAGAGGUGGGGGAUCUAUUCUAUGACUGCGUUGACACGGAGAUCAAGUUCUUUAAGUGAAAUGUGCAUUACUCCUCCCCUUCUUAUUUAAAUUUUUCCCACCUUACUAAAUUACCAGCGAUACAAACCGCUCUUCUGAAGGACUGAAAUGAGGAAUGUCCUGAUGUGGUCUUUGUGCCCCGAAGCCAGAUGCAACUGUGAACUUGUAUUCUGCCUUGACUCUUGAAACGGCCCCUUUCCCCGACGGCAGGUCCCUUCCUUUGCAGCGUGACAUGUACCCCCCUUUGCCUGUGGCUCAACUGUGUGACUCAUUGUGGAUUUGCAGCUGCUAUUCUUGGGUUUCAGUGACAAUGGACACAUUAGGCUUCUCACGGGAUGACUCGCUUUGAAAGACAGCCUCCGCCGUGCUGAUUGGU
Molecule: messenger RNA, 1883 nt
Organism: Sorex fumeus (smoky shrew)
Lineage: Eukaryota; Metazoa; Chordata; Mammalia; Eulipotyphla; Soricidae
Gene: SCRN1
Product: secernin 1
Exons: 8
Coding region: 283-1527 (414 amino acids)
Biological process (GO): proteolysis
Molecular function (GO): cysteine-type exopeptidase activity; dipeptidase activity
Source: RefSeq, a predicted model, not a curated record